Molecule: messenger RNA, 1743 nt
Organism: Boeremia exigua
Lineage: Eukaryota; Fungi; Ascomycota; Dothideomycetes; Pleosporales; Didymellaceae
Product: Fe transport protein 3
Exons: 4
Coding region: 149-1399 (416 amino acids)
Biological process (GO): zinc ion transmembrane transport
Cellular component (GO): plasma membrane
Molecular function (GO): zinc ion transmembrane transporter activity
Source: RefSeq, a predicted model, not a curated record
UCAGGGAGUUCGUCAUUUCUUCUGUUCGUUUCCCUUCUUUCCCCGUCGCUGGCGACGUUUCUGCUGGCAGUUCUGAAUUAGAGUCUGUGACUCUUUCUCUCGUUUUCUUGUCUUAGUUCUCCUCGUAAUUUCAAUCACAACAUCCGCCAUGGAGAAGCCAGUGUGCGGGAGUGAGGCUGAUGGUGCGGAGUACGACUUUCCACUCCACUUAGGUGCUGUCUUCAUCGUCCUUGCUGCAUCCAUCGGUGGGGCUGGAUUCCCGGUUGUUGCAAAGAAAGUAAAGUGGAUGAAGAUUCCACCAAAGAUCUUCUUCUUCUGCAAACAUUUCGGUACUGGUGUUCUGAUUGCUACAGCUUUUGUCCAUCUUCUUCCAACGGCCUUUGCAUCUCUCAACAAUCCUUGCCUCCCAGAUCUUUUCACUGAGAAGUACCCGGCUCUACCUGGUGUCAUCAUGAUGGGUUCGCUAUUCAUUCUCUUCGUGAUCGAAAUGUGGCUUAACGCAAAGACUGGUGGCCACUCCCAUGGAAGUGCUACCGGUCAGGAGUUUGCUGGAGGCGCGCCGCCACCUGGUCUCCAGGCCGCAAUGAACAACGCCAUGCAAAAGCGAAACAGUUACGACUCUCAAAGGACCAUGUUGACCAUCCGCGACGAUAAGAAGGGCUGGGUUGAGAGCACAUACCCAGGCGCCAACUUCUCGUUUCCCAAAAAUCGUGAUGAGAUGGAGCCCCGAUCCGAGAUGCCGCCUUGGUUCAUCGUCUUUUACGAACAAUACGUCCGCCAACGUGAAGAGAUGAUGAACAUGGUCAACCGCGGAAUGCCGGCUCUGCCAAGUUAUCCUCAGGAAAAGAGCGCCCACGAGGAGGUGUCCUACUUUGAUGAGGAUGUUGAGCAGGCCGUUGACCCACUUGUGCUAAAGAAGCAGUCCAUGCAGAUCACACUCAUUGAAGGGGGUAUCCUAUUCCAUUCUGUCUUCGUUGGCAUGACUGUCUCCAUUACGGCCGAUGGUUUCAUCGUCUUGCUCACCGCCAUUGUCUUUCACCAAAUGUUCGAAGGUCUUGGCCUUGGAUCGCGUAUUGCAGCCGUACCUUAUCCCUCGAACAGCUGGAAGCCGUGGGCUCUUGUCGUCGCAUUUGGCUUUACAGCACCCAUCGGCCAAGCCAUUGGACUCAUGACCCGCGGCUCAUACGAUCCCGAGAGCGCCUUCGGUCUUAUCAUUGUCGGUGUCUUCAAUGCCAUCUCAUCCGGACUGUUGAUCUACGCUGCACUCGUCGACUUGCUUGCAGAGGAUUUCCUUUCAGAAGAGGCUAAUCAUACUCUGACUGGUAAAGACAAAACACGUGCUUUCAUCUACGUGCUCUUGGGAGCUGCUGGUAUGGCCGCCGUGGGAGCAUUUGCUUAAGCAGUACUUGGCCUUGGUCUUACCCGAUGUAUGAGGUCUUCGCGAGGUCAUUAAUCACAAAGCUGCUCGAAACGAUCUUAGCAUGUCUUGGACAGACAUGUAUCUUUCUUCAUCGUUGCAAUGUCGUGGGAAUGUUACCCCACCUAUGUUUAUGAUGGCCUGUAUGAGUAUGGGGGAUGUGGUGUUCUACGGCUAUUUCAUUUCCUUAUAUCACAAAAUGGGGCAACCAUUCACUCUUCAAUAUGAUCAAUCUAGUAUAAUAACAUCAUGUAUUCCGUUGCCUAUCAAGAAACUGUACGAGUGCGUAUUCUCUUAAUUUCGGAAGCCACAAAGAGUCUUCGAGG